AACAGAUCCCUAAUAUAAAUAAAGGAGAGGCAAUCAGUCGUACCCAAUGAAUUCAUGCCAUUUUCAAAACCCGCACCACCUCUCACCCCUUUCCCCCCUUCACCGCCGCCGAUAACUCCGGCGAUCUUCCGUCGAUGGUAUGCCCUACGGUCGGCGCCUGUUCGAAGUUAUGAAGCUCCUGAGCUGGCUAGGCUGCUGCCGGCGAAGAAGGCCCGGGAGAUUCGGCGGAGGAGGGGAAGGAGGAGAUGGAGUCGGAGGAAAGGAUAAAGAGGUAAGUUGUCUUCCUUCUUGGAACCUGUUCAUCGACCUCGCUACGCUGGAAGCCGCCACUGAUAACUUCUCGGAUGCAAAUCUCCUCGGCCGCGGAGGCUUCGGUCCUGUCUACAAGGGAGUGAUGGCCAAUGGGCAGGAGAUUGCAGUGAAGCAACUGGCGCUCGACUCGCGACAAGGGGUAAGAGAAUUCACCAAUGAGGUGAGGCUACUUCUUAAGGUUCAGCACCGUAAUCUAGUCACCCUACUUGGCUGCUGCGCCGCUCCGGGAGAGAAGAUGCUAGUCUACCCCUUCUUACCUAACCGCAGCCUCGACCAUUUCCUAUUUG
Messenger RNA from Phalaenopsis equestris, 599 nucleotides. Its product is annotated as putative cysteine-rich receptor-like protein kinase 12. The record is from RefSeq and is a predicted model, not a curated record. The transcript is spliced from 2 exons. Gene Ontology annotation, biological process: protein phosphorylation. Gene Ontology annotation, molecular function: ATP binding; protein kinase activity. Lineage: Eukaryota; Viridiplantae; Streptophyta; Magnoliopsida; Asparagales; Orchidaceae. The annotation marks the transcript as partial.